Molecule: messenger RNA, 1330 nt
Organism: Cloeon dipterum
Lineage: Eukaryota; Metazoa; Arthropoda; Insecta; Ephemeroptera; Baetidae
Gene: aph-1
Product: gamma-secretase subunit Aph-1
Exons: 3
Coding region: 165-917 (250 amino acids)
Biological process (GO): Notch receptor processing; positive regulation of catalytic activity; protein processing
Cellular component (GO): gamma-secretase complex; membrane; endoplasmic reticulum
Molecular function (GO): protein-macromolecule adaptor activity
Source: RefSeq, a predicted model, not a curated record
CUUGGACUUACCGAGAGACAGAGACAGCCCGGAAAUUGUCAUACAGAAUAGAAAAGGGCUGGACUCGGGAGGAGAGAUAAGCUAGAGAAAAGUGACAGAUUAUUAAACGUUCGGUUUCGUUAAGGAUUCCACCAUUUGAAACGAGUCUUCUAAAAUCUACAAAAAUGACGAUCAUGGAAUUUUUCGGCUGCUCCUUCCUGGCGUUUGGGCCUCCAGUAGCAAUGUUCGCCAUCACAAUUGCCAAAGACCCAAUAAGGAUAAUCAUCAUGAUCGCAAGCGCCUUUUUCUGGCUAGUCUCUUUAUUGCUGUCAUCAAUAUUAUGGUUUAUCGUGAUACCCCUGAGGAACGUUCUUAUAUUUGGACUGGUGUUCUCCGUGUUUUUCCAAGAGCUCUUCCGAUUCUUCUUCUACGUCCUUCUAAGAAAGGCUGAGUUUGGCUUGCGAAGAGUCACCGAAGAGGACACCCACAUCAACAACAAUCGACAGGUUUUAGCAUACGUAUCUGGCCUAGGCUUUGGAUUGAUGAGUGGAGCGUUUUCACUGGUUGACGUCCUGGCUGACGCUGCUGGUCCUGGCACGAUGGACCUGAACGGCGGCUCCGAGUACUUCCUAGUGAUCUCGGCCGCCACCACGCUGUGCUUCAUCCUGUUACACACCUUCUGGGGCGUUAUCUACUUCUCUGCCCUGGACCGCAGGGUGAUCUGGCAGGUGGUCUAUGUGAUCGCCUCGCACUUGCUAGUUUCAUGCAUUACGCUUCUCAACCAGUAUCAACAGUACGUGCUCACCCUGAUUGGAAUCUACUUGGUCCUGAUUGCCACUGGCGUGAUCACCUUCAAGGUCGCCGGUGGCACCUUCAACAGCCUGAAGAGAGGCUUCAUGUGGCGACCAGCAGCCUCCAUCAACGUCAGCGCAGAAUAAGGUUGCUUUUGUGACGUGGUUGUAAUUUAUUUACUCUUUGUUUCCUGAGAAUUCCUCUCUUAACAUACCAUAUUUAGUGAAAGACAAAUCCGCUCUUUAUGAACAGUCCUUAUCUUUUAGUUUUAAUUUUCUGUAAUUUAUUUAUCAUUCCAAUGUAAAGCAUGUCAAUGACAGUCAAUGUUUGUUUUUCUCUUUCUUUGAUGGCUAAAUGCGCUAACGGCUAAACAAUACUUAUAUAAAGGCAAUUAUUUUUUUUUGUAAUUUCAACGCUAACUGCUCUAAAAUGAACUUUUUGAGGAAAAGCCGGCGUUAGAAGAUUUUGAUAUAUGUGCAAAAUGAUUGAUGUUCAAGAUUGUAAGUCUGAAGAUGUAAUUGUAAGUAAUUAAAAAAUGCUAAAGUUCUGGGUUGCAAAA